ACAUUCCCUUGAGAUAUAAAUAGCAAAAAAAGAGGUUUAAUUACGAAGGCAAGACAUCCGAGCUCCGUCCACUUGAUCCUUGAAAAGGAAAUCUAAGAGGUUCUUACUAUCGCUUUUUCAAUCCUAUAUAAGGUAGGUCAGCAAGACAGAAAAGGCGCCUCUGUUUUGUGCUCCUUCAGCUCUUUUUCCUGAUUCUUCUUGGAGGAAAACCGAAAUCGGUGGAAAAUGAGCAUCACAGACGUCCUCAGUGCUGACGACAUUGCAGCAGCCUUGCUGGAGUGCCAAGACCCAGAUACUUUUGAACCCCAAAAAUUCUUCCAGACAUCGGGCCUGGCCAAGAUGUCAGCCAGUCAGGUGAAGGAUGUUUUUCGUUUCAUAGACAACGACCAGAGUGGCUACCUGGAUGAAGAAGAGCUUAAGUUUUUCCUCCAGAAGUUUGAGAGCGGUGCUAGAGAACUGACCGAGUCAGAAACCAAGUCCUUGAUGGCGGCUGCAGACAACGACGGCGACGGGAAAAUCGGGGCCGACGGUAUGUUCACACAGCAUGAGAGACCUGAGCUCAGGCAGCAUCCGGGACAGGGGGCUUAAGCCAGGAGAUGAGACAGACCUGGGGUAAAAACCCCCUUUCUCCACCUUGCUGAGCCUCAGUCUGCUCACCUGUGAACCAGAACCAAGCCAGGAAGGAAGUCAUGUGUGCAGACUCGGGUGCGAUGCCUGGGGAUGUACACAGACGCUGGCCCCACCGGUCCCUGUCUGUGAACCAGAAAAUGGCCUUCACCUGACUAGGGGACGAGCCACAUGCCUGGCCAAUUAUCUGCAAGACGCCCUAAUGCGCCUUGAAAAUAAUGUCAGGAAUUUCCACCAGUGGGAUUGGAGUCUCUCUGCAUAAGAGAAGGGUUGACCUUUUCAAGUAGGUCUCACAGCAAAGCGUCUACUGGGUGGAGCGAGAAGGCCUCUUUGCUUUCAAGGAUGAAAACAAGUGCAUUCUAUGGGACAUUAGCCCACCCAGCAGACAGGCUUGGAGAACAAAGAAAUCAAGCACCAUCUGUGCAUGCUUCACGCCCAGAGCCCUAUAUUCAAAUGUGAGCGUAAUUGCAUGGCUGUGGGAUUAUCUUCUUCUGGUUUUGUCACGUUGCUUCCACGCUUCUCACCUACGUUGUGCAUGUCAAUCGGUGGGGCCCUGAUGGGGGGACUAAUUAAAAUUUAAAACUGCUGUU
Molecule: messenger RNA, 1217 nt
Organism: Phacochoerus africanus (Common warthog)
Lineage: Eukaryota; Metazoa; Chordata; Mammalia; Artiodactyla; Suidae
Gene: OCM2
Product: oncomodulin 2
Exons: 4
Coding region: 226-588 (120 amino acids)
Cellular component (GO): nucleus; cytoplasm
Molecular function (GO): calcium ion binding
Source: RefSeq, a predicted model, not a curated record